Cydia fagiglandana is the source of this 2883-nucleotide messenger RNA. It is a transcript of the gene mino, whose product is annotated as glycerol-3-phosphate acyltransferase 1, mitochondrial. The transcript has 18 exons. The record is from RefSeq and is a predicted model, not a curated record. NCBI's taxonomy places the organism in Eukaryota, Metazoa, Arthropoda, Insecta, Lepidoptera, Tortricidae. Bases 240 to 2816 code for a protein of 858 amino acids. Gene Ontology annotation, biological process: glycerol-3-phosphate metabolic process; triglyceride biosynthetic process; phospholipid biosynthetic process. Gene Ontology annotation, cellular component: mitochondrial membrane. Gene Ontology annotation, molecular function: glycerol-3-phosphate O-acyltransferase activity.
CGAUCGCGCGAAGACACCGCCGCGUCGCUCCGCGUUCGCGCCCCGACAUCGGCAUUACAUAAAUAUUCCAUUUUUUAUUCCAAACCGUAUAUCAAACGUGUAUUUCCUUGUAAAAGUGGAGCGUAUAGCUCAUAGUCAAUUUUUAAAAGUGAUUGGGUGCGUUCAAGAUUAAUCGGUUGAGUGAUUUCGGUUUGCGUUGGGAGCCGAGCGGGAAUGUGAGCCGCUGUGAUUGGUCGACGAUGGAAACCAUGGUGAACGUGUGGGCGGUGGUGGAGCAUGUGAGGGUGGCCAGUGGAGCGGCGGAGCUGGCCAUCUUCACCGCCAUACUCUACUGGUUCUUUACUUCAAGCCGCGUGGCCGACAUGCUGGAGGUGGUCGGCGAGAGAGUUGGUGGGUGGUGCGGCCGCGACUCCAACUCGCUGCGGCAGGCGGUGCGCGCGCGCCGUCGGCACCACAACGACAUCUACACCAAACUUGAUCAGGAGCGGACGACGAGAGCAUCGUCCCUGUUUCGCGUAAAGGAAGGCCCAGUGGUCCCCGCGCCGCAGCCCGCCACUCGGCCUCCCGCCGGCCUCGCUUGUGCCCGCUGCGCUCCUGUGUCCAGGGAAUCAUGGCAGGACCCCAAAGCCGCAGACACCGGGGCUGUCAUCAACAUCCUCGACAUCGGUCAACAGAAUUUUGCAAAUGGCGGCGUCGUGUCGCGCUGUCUCUGCGAUUUAGCACAAUGCUGUAAUCUCAGCAAUUAUGACUACAAAGAUAUGGUUCCUGAGGUAUUAAAAGACGAGAGCUUCCAACAAGCCCUCGAAAAAUCAGCACUAAAUGAAGCUGAGAAAAAAGGUGCGGGCGAUUCCGUCACUCCAGAGCUCAGGCGAAGAGUGGAGGCCAGGGCGAGGAAGGUGCUCAUGGAUAUCAGCUCUGCCAUGUCUAACAGGGUUCUCAAAUUAGUAGCCUGGCUCUGUCACAAGGCCGUCCGUCGGAUCGCCUGUGGCGGGUGCGGCACGCGGGCGGCGUGCGUCGAGCGUCUCCGCCGCGCUAAAUCCGCCGGGUUACCGCUCAUCUUCGUACCUCUGCACAGGUCUCACCUCGACUACAUCCUGGUGACGUUCACAUUGUACCUGACCGGUCUCCGGCCGCCGCUGGUCGCCGCCGGGGACAACAUGAGGAUACCGUUCUUUGGUUGGUUCCUCCGAGGUUGUGGCGCUUUCUACAUCAGACGCAGGGUCGACGGGUCCGAGUACCACGAAGACCCACUAUACAAGACUGCACUAAGAUCUUACAUUUUGAAUAGUUUAGCGGCUAAGAAUAAUCUAGAAUUCUUCAUCGAGGGAGGACGAACUAGGACUGGAAAACCGCAACCACCAAAAGCGGGCAUUCUAUCAGUCAUAAUGGACGCAUACCUCGACGGCACCAUCGACGACGCCCUCCUAGUUCCAGUGACGCUGAACUACGACCGUCUGGUGGACGGUAACUUCGUGAGAGAGCAGCUCGGCAUGCCCAAACAGAUGGAGACCUUCUGGACGGCACUCAGGGGCAUCUGGAGGACGCUCAAUACGAACCACGGGAGCAUAAGAGUGGAUUUUAACCAGCCUCUGUCGCUUAAGGAGCUAGCAACGUCAUUCCAAAACUACAACUACCUGAAAGCCCCCAUCGAGCGGACCCUGACCCCGCCCAACAACAACUUGGCCGUCAACUUGGACCGCCAGAUCCUUUACAACCAUAGCCACAGCAGCAUGUACGGGGCGGAUGUGAGCGUCGACCAUAAGAUGAUGGUGGAGGCCAUAGGACGGCACCUUGUCUAUGACGCGGCACAAGCAACAGCCUUCAUGUGCACAAACGUGGUCUCUUACGUGCUUCUGACGGAACACAGACGGGGCUGCACGGUCAAGCAACUGAGCCACGCGGUCGCCAUGAGAGGAGCGGCCUUGAGGAGGGACGGACGAGAUUUAGGGUAUACGGGGGAAGCACCCACGCUACUGAAACAUGCGUUGGAUAUGUUGGGCCGCAGCCUGGUCAGACGGGAGGGUUCAGGGGAAAAGCAGCGCGUGCGUCCGCAGAGGUCGAUAGCCGCCUCACUGGAGCUGGCGUACUAUAGCAACACCGUGGCGGCGCAUUACGCCGUGCCAGCCAUCGUCGCAACGGCACUAGAAAGCAUAAUCAGACAGCCAAACGCGGACCAGGAGAUCAUAAGGCAUACAGAGCUAAUGGAAGCAUCGCUUCAGCUCUGCGAGAUUCUCAGCCAAGAGUUCAUUCUCUGCGCGCCGUGCCACCGGAUAGAGGAAACUAUGAUGAGGGCGUUAGAGUCGCUUAUAGCCAGCGAGGUUAUCACUCCAGUAGAGAGCAACAACGGAUUAGAGGAGCAGCAGUGGUCGCGGCGGUUCGCGCGGACCCUGGACGAUGAAGACAACGACGAUGAUGAUAGGCCAGAUCCCGCGCUCAGGAUCAAAUACCGCGUGUCACAGCGGCCAGAGGCGCUCUUAGAACGCGGGCGGCUGCUGCGCACGCUGCGGCCGCUGCUGGAGGGCUACGCGGCCGCGUGCCGGGGGCUGCGCGCCGCCACGCAGAAGGAGCUUAUCAAGACCACGCUCGACUCGCUCACCGAGGACUACACGCAGAACAAGAUGCUAUACGGCGAGGCGAUAUCCACGGACGCCAUCCGCAACUGCUGGCGCCUCCUGAAGCAGUGGGGCGUCAUCGAACUCUACACGCACGACAAGGUGCGCAUGCUACGCCCCGUGCCGCCGUACGACGCCCAAUCGCGUCGCGACGCCGUGUGCGAACACUUGUACAAGUUCAACGUGCAGAGCCCCCUGCUGUGAUAGUGACAGUGAUAGUAAGGUAACAUGUGUCUGGAAUCUAGAAAACCUACGUUGGUUACUGGGCAAA